CUAGAAAUAGGAAGAAAAACUAACAAACUGCUGUGUGUGAGUUCCACCCUCAGAGUCGAUGCUCUGCAGCGUUUCAUUGCAACACAGCAGCUUCUCCUGAGCCAAACAGUUAAAGAGAGAAGCAGCGAUGAGUUUUUCUGCAGCAGCAGCAACUGGGUUUGUUGUCCUGUUCCUCUCUGUGACAGUGGGAAAAGAUGAACCUGCCUGGUCAGUUAAAUAUGAUCCAUCUCAGAUCUGUGCCUUUAGAGGAUCAACAGUGACGAUAAAAUGCUCCUAUAAAUAUCCAUCCAGAAUACAAGGAAUAAAAACAGAAGUUAAAACAAGGUUCUGGUUCACUAAAGUAAAUAAUCGAGUCCCUGUGAAUCUGAUGAACGACUCUGACUAUAAAGAUCGAAUAACUUAUUAUUUUACAAAGAGCAGCAGCGUUCUGACAAUCAAAGAUCUGAAACAAAGAGACUCAGCAAAGUACAAGUUCAGGUUCAUAACAAACCAACCAGGUGGAGCAUUUACUGGAUCACCUGGAGUCACCUUGACUGUUCUAGAUCCAGACCUCAGAGUUCAGGUCAGAAGAUCAGAGACGCAGACGGAGCUGAAGUGUGAAAGCAGCUGUGAUCAAAUCAAACCUCCUUCAUAUGUUUGGUUCAACAAAGAGGAGAAAAUGAAGCAACAGACUUCUUCUAUAGUCGUCUCAGUCAGAGAUGGAGACAGAUAUUCCUGUUCUGUUAAAGGACACGACGAUCUCCGCUCUCCCUCUGUGUAUGCUCCAGAGUUUCUCUCUGCUAAACUGAUGUCCUCUGGUCAGAUAACUGAGGGACGUUCAGUGACUCUGAGCUGCAGCAGUGAUGCUAACCCAGCAGCUAAAUACACCUGGAGGAAGAAGAACAACCAAUCAGUUGUCAGUACAGACCAACAGUUUGUCCUCAGCUCCAUCCUGUCCUCAGACUCUGGACAGUAUUACUGCACAGCUCAGAACCAGCUGGGAGAGAAAACAUCUGGACUCGUCUCUGUCCAGGUCACAUAUGCUCCCAGGCCUCCCUCUGUGUCAGUGACUCCCUCUGGUCAAUCAAUGUCAACGACGAUCAUCAUCAAGCUGACUCUAUUCAUCCUGAUUUCUCUGCUCGUCCUGAUUAUUUCUUUAAGAACACUGAGAACUAUGAAAAUGAACAGAAAACUAACUGAACCAAUAGAAAUGGAGGUGAGAAGGACUAGUGAGGUCACAUAGUGAAUAUUCAUUGAUCUGAAUUUAACCAAUCAGCUCAGGAUUACAUGAUGACAUGUUUCUGUUUUUGGUUCAUUGUUGUUAUUCAGGUACUGUAAAUGCAUAUUUUAGAAAAAACAGCAGGUUUUAAACAAAACUAUGAAUGUGCAGUGCUGGAUUUCAACAAAAUAAAAAGUAGAAACAUGCAAACAUAAAAUCAGCAAACAACAACGAACCAAAUACUGUUUGUACAUAUUGAGUCUCUGAGUUAUAAAGACUGCAGGUAGUGAGAAGAAUUGUAAACUGUUAUGAAAUGUUAAAGAAUCACGACAAUACCAGCUUGUGCUGCAUAAAGAAGCUGAAAGGUCAGAGGUCAGCCCUCUGUCCUUCAGACUAUUUGGAUGCAGCUGCUUCAGUUCACGUCCAGCAGAGGUCACAGAGAAGAUUCACCUGGAACCAGUCAAGGUCAACCAUGGAGGAGUCAUGAACCCAGUUUACCACGACCCGUAACCAAGGAGACUGUUGAAGUGAAACCAGAAGAAGCAGAGAGGAAGUCCAUAUAAGGUUGUAACAGAGCGCAGCAUCAACACCUGCAGAGACUGUACUCUCCUACUGUAUUUUAAUAUCUUCAUAUCUAAUCCCUAAUUAUAUGUUGGUCAUGUUUAUCUGCUCAUAUUAAAGCUUAGAACGUUGAUAAAAAUAUGGUUUUGUUGGUUGUUGCUUUAAUUAAAGUUUGUUUUGAAGUGUU
This is a messenger RNA of Xiphophorus hellerii (green swordtail), 1946 nucleotides long. RefSeq names its product B-cell receptor CD22-like. Bases 128 to 1222 code for a protein of 364 amino acids. The transcript has 8 exons. The record is from RefSeq and is a predicted model, not a curated record. NCBI's taxonomy places the organism in Eukaryota, Metazoa, Chordata, Actinopteri, Cyprinodontiformes, Poeciliidae.